AAGUAAUAUAAAUAGAAUAAACGUAUAAAGAGAAACUUUGGACAAAAUGGUGCAUUCUUUUCUUUACAACGAUUCUAGCGAAGACGUUGGUUUAAAAUUCAAGGAUUAUAUUUAUGUGGAUGGUACUGAAGAUAUGGACAGAAUAUAUUACCCAGGAAAAAUCGAAAAUCUACGCAAACCUUGGAUACAAGAACCACAUUUUAUUCUUACGGUCAUUGUGUACAGCAUCUGUUUUAUAGUUGGUCUCAUUGGAAACGGUUUGGUAGUUUUUGCUAUGUGCGCUGAUAAGAAGAAUCGAAGUGUGACUACUUCGUUUCUGGUUAGUCUUGCUUUGGCAGAUUUACUCUUCUUGAUGGUCUGUGUGCCGUACGAAGUGACCAAAAGUUCAAUAGCGCAUUGGUCCACUGGAAUUUUUUUGUGUAAAUUCACUGGAUUCAUCGAAAUGUUAACAGCCGUUGGAUCGAUUUUCAACCUUACAGCGGUCAGCAUCGAAAGAUACAUCGUCAUUGUCCAUCCUAUGAGGUCUCGUUUGUUAUGUACCCUGGGUAAUACCAGGAAGAUACUAUGCGUCUUAUGGAUAAUUUCCAUAUUCAUUUCUUGUCCGGCCUUGUACAUGAUGGGCACAGAAUCUCAGAAAUUCCACAACAAUGGAACUGAAGUAAUGUUGAUAUACUGCGUAGACGCGACACUCCCGAGAUUUCAACAAUUGGCCUACUGUAUUUACCAAUUCGUUACAAUGUUUGUAGCUCCUACAUUUAUUUUGGCGAUCUGCUAUUCAAAGGUUAUAUACGUGUUGUGGGUCAGCACAAAGCAACUGGCUCAGAUGACUUUCACAGAAAGACGCCAAGACGAAUUUAAUGAAGAAAGCAAGCAGAAGCAAUCUUUCAGAGGCAUGACCAGUAACCGUAAUUACCGUACUUUGGCAUCACCAACCAGUUCCGGUAUUAAUGAGCGUGCAAGCAGUACUGAAUGCUGCAACAGCGCUGCUAACAAAACUGGUUGUGGAAGCGGUAACUGCGUUAGUGGCGGUGCAUGUAAAAAAGACUCUACUCAAACGCAGACUCCUGAUCAUAAGAAGUCACCCCGCCCAUGCCCUGUACUGAAACGCAUGCCCAAAGAGCAAAGUGCUGAAGUGUUACAUAAACGUAGGCAGGUUAUCAAAAUGCUCCUUGCAAUUAUUUUGAUCUUUUUGCUAUGUUGGGGCCCAAAGUUGCUAUUCCGACUAAUGAGACGCGUUGAUACUGCUCCAUAUUUCACAAGUCAAAGUUUAUUCAUCAAGAUAAUCUUCGACUUUUCGCCGUACAUUCAGUCAUGUAUUAACCCAGUGGUGUAUUUCUUCAUGUCACGAAACUUCCGUAAGAGCAUGCGCUAUGUGUGCCAGAAAUACUGCCAUUGCUUUGAGGGCAGUGGCGCGAAAGAUGUAUUCGAACUUGAGACGAAAACCAUGGACGGUAACAGCAUUACAACCAGAGACGAAACUUCUCAUCCACCGGAUGACUGAUGUCUACAACGGUGCAUGACUUCUGUUCCCAGUUUCCUAGAACAAUAUAAGGUCUGUUGUACUUGCAUCGAUUUGUUGCUUUUUCAGCGGUCAAUUUUCCUUAUUUUCAAAGUAUGGACAUAUUCUGGUUUUGGAGUGAUUUGUCUAUGUCCUAUGGACAAUCCAUUCGACAGAUAGAAUUGUAAAUAGUUUUGGCAGUAGGUGGUACCUUUCGGGUAUUUUGAUAUUUUACUUGUAUGGUACAAUCACCACAUUCUAUAGUUUGAAGGUGGCCCUGUCUUUAUUUUGCCAGGUAUUUAGCAUAUAUUUCUGCUCCGAGAUAUCAAACCCAUGUGGAAUGUGAUGUAUUUAUCGCAGAUUCAAAACAUGCUCUUCCUGUCAAUAUUGGUAUUCUCUAUUUUGUGGGAUCUGAGCCCUUAAAUAACUUUCUGCUUCUUUGAAGACUUCUUCUCCCACAAAUUUUUGUUAAGUCUAGCUACCUUUAGCUUAUAUAGAACAGCUGUAUAGUGCCUCUCAAGAUGUUACUUUUCACUGUUGCGUAGUUGUGAUAUACUCAUUUGACCGUUUACAGGCGUUACUUAAAAGAUAUGAUGCGGUACUCAGAGGAUGUCUGAUCUGACCUUGUGACUCUACUUCAGUUCAUCCGUCUAAUAUUGUCAGUAUCACUGUUGAAGUGGAAAUUACCAGUGCUGCUUAAUACCUCCCUAAUAUUCUUUUCUGUUCUAGGCACAAGGUCUAAAGUUUCGGGGAAGGGGGCCAGUCGCUUACAUUGACCCCAGUACGCAACUGGUACUUAAUUUAUCGACCCUGAAAGGAUGAAAAGCAAAGUCGAACACGGCGGAUACCUCCCUAAUAUUGAUGUACAAAUUGUGGCUCUCUUCAAACGUCUAGCCUAGUAUUCCAAAUUGUGGUACUAGUUCUAAUAAUGUCAAUGCAUUCUGGGAUAUGAGCUUACUGAACGCAGAUAGCGCUGGCCCUUUACAUUUCGAAGUCUGCCACAGUAUUCCUUUGUCACUCUAUUUUUAAUCACGGCACCAACAUAUCUACAGAGUUCUCAAUUCCGCGAUACUUGGAACAUUCAUCACGGGAGAUAGUGUAGAUAGACAGCCCGUUGAUAUUUUCAUUCCUCGUUUGAUCAACAACCCAUCGACUGACUACCAAAAAUAUAAAUUCUUAUUCUAACUAAACUCCAUUCUUAUGUCCUAUGGGAAUGUAAUGCUCUUUAAGAGAGAAUAUUACCAGAAUACAACUUCAGAACAUCUAUUAACCUUCCUCCUCUCUUGACAUUAACUUCCCUC
Molecule: messenger RNA, 2799 nt
Organism: Octopus sinensis (East Asian common octopus)
Lineage: Eukaryota; Metazoa; Mollusca; Cephalopoda; Octopoda; Octopodidae
Product: somatostatin receptor type 2-like
Exons: 7
Coding region: 47-1501 (484 amino acids)
Biological process (GO): G protein-coupled receptor signaling pathway
Cellular component (GO): plasma membrane
Molecular function (GO): G protein-coupled receptor activity
Source: RefSeq, a predicted model, not a curated record